AAAAAGAAAAGAAAGAAAGAAAGAAAGAGAGCCACUACUUCCCGAAAAUCGGGUUACGAUAUUCAUGUAUAUAUACACUGUAGACAAACACAACCUUCCUGUAUAGAAUAUAUAAGAUUCCUGUCUGGAUAUAUAUGUGUAUAUUAGAUGAUGAUAGGAAGAAAGUUUAUGGAGGACGGUAAUUAUGAUUAUAAUCUUGGGAAGAUUAGUUGUUGUAGUAGUAGUUCUUCAAGUAUUGCCAGUUCUUCUCCAAAGACAAAAGGGCCGGCUCCAUUUCUGUUGAAGACUUAUGAGUUGCUUGAAGAAGCUGAUGAUGGUCAUGAUCAUCAACAGGUCAUGUGGUGUGGAUCAGACCAGAAUUUUAAUGGAGAUUAUGAGAAGAAUAGACUGGUUUCAUGGAACGCAGAGGGAAAUGGGUUUGUUGUGUGGAAUCCGGCCGAGUUCUCCGACCUCUUGCUGCCUAAGUAUUUCAAGCACAACAACUUCUCUAGCUUCAUUCGCCAGCUUAAUACCUACGGAUUCAAGAAGACAUCAUCAGAUCGAUGGGAAUUCAAGAACGAAAAGUUUCGAAAGGGUUGCAAGCACAUGUUAAUGGAAAUCACGAGAAAGAAGCAUGAGCCAAGUGUAUUUCCGACAUACCUACGAGCUUCUCCUCGUGAAGAAAACAGUAAUAACAACAACAAUGGAGAUGAAAAUAACGGUUUGACAUUAAUGAUGGAAGAAAACAAGAGUUUAAAGAGAGAAAAAUUGGAAUUGCAAAUGCGAAUCGCACAGGUUAAAUCAUUAGAGAUAAAGUUAUUAGAUUGUCUGGCUCAACAUGUUGAAACCCAACAAAAUAAAGAAAAGAAGGUUUAA
Carica papaya (papaya) is the source of this 855-nucleotide messenger RNA. Its product is annotated as heat stress transcription factor A-5-like. Gene Ontology annotation, molecular function: DNA-binding transcription factor activity; RNA polymerase II cis-regulatory region sequence-specific DNA binding. The record is from RefSeq and is a predicted model, not a curated record. Gene Ontology annotation, cellular component: nucleus. Lineage: Eukaryota; Viridiplantae; Streptophyta; Magnoliopsida; Brassicales; Caricaceae. Gene Ontology annotation, biological process: regulation of transcription by RNA polymerase II.